This is a messenger RNA of Tigriopus californicus, 1965 nucleotides long. RefSeq names its product transmembrane protein 134-like. Lineage: Eukaryota; Metazoa; Arthropoda; Copepoda; Harpacticoida; Harpacticidae. The transcript has 2 exons. Bases 675 to 1319 code for a protein of 214 amino acids. The record is from RefSeq and is a predicted model, not a curated record.
AGAGGAACGAGAGGAACGAGAGGAACGAGAGGAACGAGAGGAACGAGAGGAACGAGAGGCAGCCAGAAGAAAAAGAAGGAGAGACCAAGCAGAGCAGAGCAAGCCAAACGAGGCCCAGGACUCCAUGGACUGGGGGGCCAACCUAGAGACCCCAACUCAUCACCACUAUCAUCUCCACCACCAUCAACAACAACAUCGCUCAGGAACAACUAAAGACACAACUAAAGACACAAGUACACACACGCACACACACGCACGCACAACAGCCCAGCGACACCCCAGAAGACAAAGAAGAACAAAUCCAGUUACGCCUCAAAGACCAGGUCGAAUCGCGCCAACGCCAGGAGCCGCCAAAGGCGUCUAGAGGCGUGCACGAGGGCCUUGACCAACGCCCAGGCUGGAGACAGGUUAACCCGUCCGUCUCCCGCCAUCACCAUCAAGAGCCUGCCCGCAUCACUCACUCCUCUCACGCUCAUGGCCGGACGAGGAUCUCACCGGGGUGUCGAUUGAGGGGCGGGUGGCCAUGUCACCACACACCAGCUAAUCCACUCCUUGGCCGCCCUCCCGUCCAUUAGGGUCAUAUUGAGGCGGACCCGGGCCCUGGAUCCGGUCUCACCCGGUCGCACCCGGUCUCACCCACCCUCGAGUGAAUCCCAAGAAUUCACUCGGACGAGAUGAGCUCGUUUUUUGCGGCCAAAAAGCCGCUGCAUCAGUUUUCGAUUGAUGAUGCCUUUGAUAUUCCCGAAGAAGAAGGCGAAGAGGACGAAGAGGAGGAAGAGGAUGGCCACGACCCCCACGGAUCCGCCUUAGACUCGGCCCCCAUCAUCCGGAACGGCGUCCAAUUUGCUCGCUACACUGAAGUCAGACAUCCGGAUCUGGAGGCGCGUUGGUCGGCCGACAAAACGCCCAAUGCUGCCGAGCACGGCGGCCAUGGUGGCACCACACUUCUGACCAGCCAUCAUGCCGACACGGGAUCACUCGUGGCCUCGGCCGCCUCCAACUCCGGGGGCGGACGCGAUGGAGGCUACUAUGAGGGCCGAAAUUGCGCCUACAAAUACUGGUGGCUCCAUCCCAAAGUCCGAGCCAAUUGGAAAGUGGUGCUGGCCGCCGCAACGCUUUUGGUUUUGGGGUUAGGCCUUGUGAUUGCGGGUAUGGUGGCCUAUUGCAUCGAGUCUCUAGCAGGAGUUCAAGGAGCUGUGUUUAUUAUCGCCGGGCUGAUCUGUUUCAUCCCGGGGGCUUACCAUUUGGGAUACGUCUAUUUGGCUGUCAAAGGCAAGCGUGGAUUCGAUUUCAACCAGUUGCCGUUGUUCAACAACUAAGGAAACGGAAAGGAAGAGAGAUAGACAGGCAAAGUCCCUCAUAAGGUAAGCGACGACCAAGGCUACAAGCUACACACGCCAGUCCUAGACUUUGCCGCAUCUCAUGGCCCAUCUAAACGACGAGGAACCACGACAACGAGAUCAUGCACCGCCUCUUAACCAGGUGAUGGUCAAUGUGAUCAACCCCUCCCUCCCCUCAAUGACGCAACGAGUGAUUCUAAUCUCUAGACAUCCGUUCAGGACGAACCUUCCUCUGAUCUUGCCUGAGCUUAAAAGUAGAGUAUGGACAACAUUUUUUAGUGCAUUUAUGUCUUUCACCCGAGAUAUUCCAAGCGGGAUCACACAUCUGGAGGUGGAAUCUGAUUCGGACUCCUCCCAAAGGUGGUUGAUCCUCACCUCUUUUUGCCUAACUUCUUCAUGCAAUAUUCAUCAUUACUCCAUUGCUGCUACGACUGCUACAUGGUCCAUACCAUACAAUUGUUAUUACUCCUACAACCCUACCUACAAUACAUUCUCUUCAUUCUAUUUCUCUGAGAGCACCUCGUAAGAAACUCAUCCGAAUGAAUCUUGAUCCGUUUUUCUUCUCAAAUUUCAAAUUUACCUCUCCAACUCGAAACAUUGUCAUACAAUACAUUCAUUAUCACCA